This is a messenger RNA of Thelazia callipaeda (thelaziosis nematode), 1515 nucleotides long. NCBI's taxonomy places the organism in Eukaryota, Metazoa, Nematoda, Chromadorea, Rhabditida, Thelaziidae. The record is from the annotation of a GenBank genome assembly.
AUGAAGUGCUUGGAUAAAAAACGAAUCAAAAUGAAACAAGGCGAAACGUUGGCGCUUAACGAACGCAUUAUGCUCAGUCUUGUGAGCACGGGACAAGAUUGUCCGUUUAUCGUUUGCAUGACAUACGCAUUCCAAUCGUCUGACAAAUUGUGCUUUAUUCUUGAUCUUAUGAACGGCGGUGAUUUACAUUACCACCUCAGUCAGCAUGGCAUAUUUACAGAAAGUGAGAUGAUGUUCUAUGCGGCGGAAGUCAUCCUCGGCUUGGAACAUAUGCAUAGUCGUUUUGUGGUAUAUCGAGACUUAAAGCCUGCUAAUAUUCUGCUAGAUGAAAACGGACAUGCGCGAGUUUCUGAUUUUGGUUUAGCGUGUGAUUUCUCAAGAAGGAAACCUCAUGCCAGUGUAGGCACUCAUGGCUAUAUGGCUCCUGAAGUACUAGCCAAGGGUGUUGCUUAUGACUCUUCAGCUGAUUGGUAUUCAUUUGGCUGUAUGUUAUACAAGCUACUCAAAGGCCAUAGUCCUUUUCGGCAUCCUAAGACCAAAUCUGGAAAUAAGGACAAGAAUGAUGUGGAGAAAAUAGUCAUUAAUCACGAUAUAGAACUUUGUGAUGCUGGUCUGUCACCGAAAUGUCAGGACUUAAUCGAACGCUUACUAAAACAUGACGUGCAGAAUCGGAUUGGUUGUCAAGGAAGAGGUGUCACAUUGAGAAAAUUGAUGUACGCAUCUUACAGUCCACAAGAAGUAAAGGAGCAUCCAUUUUUUGCAUCUGUUGACUGGCAGAAAGUGUAUUUGCAACGAUUGCCACCACCAAUCAUUCCACCUCGAGGUGAGGUGAACGCUGCUGAUGCAUUCGACAUUGGGAAUUUCGAUGAUGACGAGGUGAAAGGUAUCAAACUAACAGAAAGUGACAAUGAAUUGUACAAGAAUUUUAAUAUAACAAUUUCGGAACGAUGGCAAAAUGAAAUCGCGGAUACGAUUUUCGAGGUGGUAAAUCAGGAUGCUGAUAAGGCUGAGAGUAAGAAACGCACCAAGUUUCGAACUAAACUCAGCGUUGAUGAAAAAGAUUCUGAUGUUAUCAUACAUGGAUAUAUAAGAAAACUUGGUGGACCAUUCACUUCUGCAUGGCAAACACGUUACGGAAAAUUGUACCCAAGUCGUCUUGAGCUUUAUCCUGAGUCACUCAAUGGCAAACCCGAGUUACUAUUCAUGGACCAAAUUGAAGAUGUAACAGAUUUACAAAGUGUCAAAGGGGAAAACUCGAUAGUUGUAAAAUUAAAGGAAGGCUUAAAAGACGCGAAGUUGAUUCUUACCAAUCAGGACGAGAUAUCAUUAGGUGAAUGGCACACUUCGCUGAGGACCGCUCAUCGAGUUUCAUGUGAAUUACUGCAACGAAUGGGUCGUAAAGCAAUCAAAAUCUAUGGGGUGAACCAUGACCCGAUGCUUAGUGAUAAUGAUCGUCCAACAUCAGUCACCAAAGCUUUUAUGAGUCGUAUACCUUCUUUGGAUUCGGGAAUAUAG